CGUCACUUCCUUGCCCAUCCCAAAAGGAAAAAAGAAUAUUGGAGAGAACACGACGCUAGAAAAGUCAGCAAAAGAACGAAAGUGAAGGCAAUAAAAGAAACUUUGGGUUAAAAGAGAAACAAACAGGUACAAGCCCAUUGACGAGCACGCGCGGAUAAAACUUUACUGGACAGGACAACCAUUCCUGGACAAAAAGGAAGGUCUUCUUUUUAGGAUUAGCACUGUUGCUGCCAUGCCUCUCCACAAAUCAUCUCGAACCCCCCGCCUGGACCCUACAAUGAUCUCCGCCCCACUGGGUGAUUUCCGUCACACCAUGCACAUUGGUCGUGGUGGAGACGCUUUUGGUGACACCUCUUUCCUUUCCAGCCAUGGCCCUUCUAAUCCUAAUCCAAGCUCUGUUUCAGCAGUCGCUUCACCCACAGUAGAGACCACAGAUAUUCAGAUGAACAAUGAUGUUAAAAGUGGAUAUGCAGAAGAGAGCUAUUCAAAUGAGCUGCGUCAUGCAGAUUCAGUUUCCUCCUUUGAUCUUGACCUGGAUUUAGGGCCAUCUUUUUUAGGAGAUGUACUGGGGGUGAUGGAUGGACUCGCAGUGGGUUCUGAUUGGACGGGGAGCAAAGACAAUGAAGAGGUGUUUAGUCCCAACAAGAGUACAAUGGAUGUGAGUAUCUCACCAAGGAACGCUGCAAACGAGUUGAAUGAGAGGAAGGUAAUGGAAAGUAUGACCAAAGAGGUGAGCCAAAGAGAUGAGCAACAAAAUGAGAUGAAUGGAGUCAAAUCAAAGGGGCUCAGGCCCAAAGUGCGGUUCAGUGAUAAACGAGACGAGAUCAUUGGUCGACAGGAUGUAAUUGAAGGGCUAGGUGUUGAAGGAGAAGAAGAAAUGCUCUUGAGGCCAAACAAAGGGAUGCAGGAGGUCAGCGAGAGAAUGGGUGACCCAAACAAAAACCCAGGACAACUGGAGAUGAGUAAUCAGGGGGUGGACAACACUUCCAGUCCCUCGUCAUCAGUUAGCUCAGAAUAUGACGAAAUCUCACCGUUGGACAGGAGGAGAGAAGACCAACAUUUUCCAGAAACAGAUUCAGAAGAGGAGAAUGCCAACGGAGGACAAGGAUACACUUUUGAGGAUGAGUUUGAUGAUGAGAUUGGCCUAUAAGGCGACAUCGUGUGAGACUUGCGGACCAAAGAGAAAUAGGAUCAUUGGUAUCAUGGGACAUGUGGCAUUAUGGAUGGGUCAUAGCAUAUGAACAAUUCUCAAAAAAAGAGAGUUGAUGAAAUCUGCAUGAGAUGAUAACUGGACUGGAUGGAAUUUUUAUUUUCCAGACUUUCAAAGUUUAUGAUUUACAAUGGUAGCUUUUAUGGAUGAACGGACAUGUGUCAGUUUUUAAAGGCUUCAAUUGAUCAAUAUGUCUAAAUCCUAGCUUGGUAAUAAGACACUUUACCCUUUACACAUAACUGGACAUAGCUUUAAUCUCAGCAGAGAAUAAGUGCCUGCAGUUAAGCACCCCAUGAAAUCACUUGACGAGCACACUUGUGUAUAUUUCUGUGUUGUAAAACAAAAAGUUGGGGCUUUCCACUUUAUAAAUAACCAAAAACCUUCAGUUUACACUAUAGGCAUGAUUCAUGAUUUGCCACUUGCCAAAUCUUGGUUAUUAACAUUUUUUUUAUCAAUUUUACACCAUAUGUAUGAUGCUUUAAAUUUGUAUACUUUUAAAUCCAAAGUUAUAAAUUAUUUUAUAUAUUAUGUCUAUACAGUGCCUUACACAAAGCUGUUUUCCCCUAUAGGUUUUGUAUUUGUAUUAUGUACCUUGCAGUGAUAAAACAUUGAGUGCAGGUGUAUGGUUGCUUAUGCAUUAGCAAACGCUGGAUUUAUCUCUUGGGAGUUUUGAUGAAAACUUUUUCAUAUUUGUGGAGGGCAAUUACCUUAUUGGUUUGAAUACAGUUAACACUACAAAAAUGGUAAGCUGAAUAAGUCAACAAAAUUAAACUGUGAAUAAAAAACAACUAGCAUAUCUGGUUGGUUUAUUUAACACUAGCUCACAAACCAAAUGCAUUUUUUAAAGAUUAUAGAACUAAAGACAAUCAGUUCCGUUUAAAAUGCCCUAUAAAAGAGAUCUGAACAUACAAGUUUGUAUAAUAUAAAAUAAUAUACAAAUAUAAAAUAAAAUUUUCAUUAAACAAUA
Triplophysa dalaica is the source of this 2177-nucleotide messenger RNA. It is a transcript of the gene cdc42ep5, whose product is annotated as CDC42 effector protein (Rho GTPase binding) 5. Bases 233 to 1150 code for a protein of 305 amino acids. NCBI's taxonomy places the organism in Eukaryota, Metazoa, Chordata, Actinopteri, Cypriniformes, Nemacheilidae. The record is from RefSeq and is a predicted model, not a curated record. The transcript is spliced from 3 exons.